Messenger RNA from Kwoniella mangroviensis CBS 8507, 2625 nucleotides. RefSeq lists its product as uncharacterized. The record is from RefSeq and is a predicted model, not a curated record. Lineage: Eukaryota; Fungi; Basidiomycota; Tremellomycetes; Tremellales; Cryptococcaceae. The transcript has 5 exons. Bases 1 to 2625 code for a protein of 874 amino acids.
AUGGAGAAUCCAUUGUAUGGUCAUUCGGUUUUAUUUGCGGAAGGUCAAUUCGCAGAUGAGGUCAAAGACAUUCUGAGUGACAGAAUAAUCGAAUUAGGUGGUCAGGUCACUUUCCAGCGAGAAGGCUCCACGAUCCUACUUGCCAACCCCGCUCAUCCCUCCUACAAACAAGAGAUCGACCAUAUCUCCUUUCUCCAAAAAACCUAUCCUGAAAUCCUUCAACCAGAUAUCAAACCCUAUCAUUGGAUUGCCAACAUAUAUUAUUUGGAAAAAAUCCUGCCUGUAGAAGAUUUACCAAUCGUAUCGCCUAUUUUCGUUCAUCCGUCAAAGAUAGAAGAUCAUCGACCUAUCAAAGCAUGGGUCUCAGUCAAUGUGACGAGAGAACAAGACGAAACUCCCGUGCAAGCUCGCGAUAACCUUACAGUCAAGCUUGAAUGCGCAGGUGCGGUCAGCGUUACCAGGAGGGCAUCAGCGGAUCUGCUAAUAGUGGAUGAAUCGAGUGAUUUCGCUAAGAAAGUCAAAGCAGAGAAAGAGAAGAAUAAUAGAACAUGGCAGAGAAUCGUAGAAAGAGAUUGGGUGGAUGAUUGUUUGAAGAAGAAGAGACUUGACUGGAGGAUAACGAAUAGCAAUACAGGAGGAGAUAGUGAUAAUGAGAGUUUUGUAGAGGAUGAUACGGCAUUGAAAAAGGGAAAAGAUGGAGGUAAAGGUCCUGGAAGACCGGCCGGAGGUCAAAGAGUAGACUAUACCCCGCAAGAUGACGAUUUCCUAUGUCGGUACUUGGCAGCUCAUUAUCCGUCGGGUGCAUGGAGCAGUCGAAAGACAUAUGAGAGUUUGGUAUCAUCAGUCAACUACUCUCUGGCAGAUCGUCAUACGCCUCAAUCAUGGCACGAGAGAUACAGAAAGAAUUCCAUCCAGUUUGAAAAGCGGGUCAGAGGAUACAUCAGAGAUGAGAUUGAUAUAACACUGAAGACUAGGUUGGAAAGGGAAAGAGCCAAACCGAAAUCGGCGAAAACUGCUGAGAGUCAGAUCGCGGUUAAUGAUGACCAUACGACAUCUCGAGUCAUUGAAGCUGGACCAUCCCGUACUAAUGGACAGGUACCAAUCGCAUCUCCAUCACGAGCUCGGCAGGGAAAGAAGAAACUUGUACAAUCAGAUGAUGAAGAUUCGGUCCCGCCUGCUCAAGCAUCUAGCAAGGGAAAGGAAGCCCAGUCUACGGGGAGUGCAAUCUCAGAUGAUAAUCACGUGACACCUGAAGCAGGACGAUCUGUUGCUGCAUCAUCCACUGCGACAACUGCAAUACCAGCAUCGGAGAACGGACCGCCUGAGACCGGCAAUGGAGAACUCGGGCCGUCACACAUGCCUACCGCCGAUCCGCCUGAGCAGGUUGCCAUCGCUGAGAAUGAAAAUCAAAGCCUAUUGAGAGACCUGAUGCCUAGUGGAAGCCAAUUACCGUCGACGACCCCUGCUGGGCGAGGUGAAGAUGGAAGCUCGAGGGCAGGAGAGGUCGAAGAGAAUCUUGAUGACAAGAAGAUAUCCGAGGAUGACAGGACAGAGAAAAACGCCUCGACCGUCUCUCGCAACGAAUCAAUCACCGAGACAAAUGAGGAUGAAGAGAGUCAAACAGGAGAAGCUACGCAAGCUAUAUUAGCUGAUUUCGCCAAAGCGCAACAAGCCGCAACACAACAAAGGGCAAACAAACCUGAAAGAGACCAAAUUGCUCUUACGCCUACGAAAACUUUCAGAGUUGACGGAAAAGAGACAACAAUUCUACUGCCUAAAAUUGAUGUCGCAUCAUCUGUACCCAAGCCAUCAAAUGGCAAUCUCACCCCUGAGCGACAACCCCCAAUGGCCCAGAAUACCCAAUCUUCACCUAUCAAUAUCGUUCUCAGUCCACCUAAACGAUCUCUCCAAGCCGCUUCAUCUGCUCCUUUGGAAAUUGGCGGCAUCUCACCGAGUAAUACCACCGCAAAGUCGAUUUCUCUUCAGCUAGAAGGGGACAUUCGAGCUGUAGCAGUCGAACAAGGGACAUCUCGACCUACUACCACUGCCAAAGCAAUCGAAGCUGGACCUUCCGCCGCUCAACUCACCACCUCCCAACGUAUCGAUCAACCGCCAGAAACACCUACAUCGACAUCGACAAGCAGGAGUAAACGAAAGUCUCUUUUGCAUGAUCAUCUGAUUGCGUCCGCUUCGAAACGCUCUCGACGGCGUGAGACAUCAGAUCGACAUUCUCGUGGACAUAGACAGAUUGUUAUCGAUGACGAAGAUGAAACUGAACCCGAUAUGGUAUUUAGAGAAACGUCUAUCCCACCACGACCAGAUAGAAUCACCCCAUCAAUCCCGUCUUCACCUGUUCCUGAUUCACAGCGACCUGCGAUGAGAGAACCUAGUCCGCCUCUGAGUAAUGCGGAAAAACACGAGAAAGCUUUGAGCGGCAAAGCAUUGAUGGAAAGGAGUAUACAAGCUUAUAAAGAUAGGAUAGUAAGUCUGGCGAAGAGGUAUGGAAUGACGACCAGAGAGAUCAUAGCAUUUAUCAAUAAUGGGAGUGGAAGUGGGAAGAAGUCGAGGAAUGGUGGAGAGAGGUAUUGGGAAGAGAUUGAAAGGGGUUUAAGGGAGAGGCAGUGA